This is a messenger RNA of Zingiber officinale, 701 nucleotides long. Its product is annotated as auxin response factor 17-like. Gene Ontology annotation, biological process: regulation of DNA-templated transcription; response to hormone. Gene Ontology annotation, cellular component: nucleus. The coding region runs from base 1 to 687 and encodes 228 amino acids. Gene Ontology annotation, molecular function: DNA binding; RNA-DNA hybrid ribonuclease activity. The transcript has 5 exons. The record is from RefSeq and is a predicted model, not a curated record. NCBI's taxonomy places the organism in Eukaryota, Viridiplantae, Streptophyta, Magnoliopsida, Zingiberales, Zingiberaceae.
AUGGAGCUGUUCGUUCAGCUGGAUUAUCGAGCUACAAAUAAUGAAACAGAAUAUGAAGCUAUUAUCGUCGAUCUACAGGCAACCCAACAUGUGGGAGCCACAAAGAUUCUUAUCCACUCAGAUUCUCAACUGGUAGCUCAACAACUCUCAGGAGCUAUAACUCUGAGCAUAAUCUUUGCUAUCAGGGCAAGCCCUUCAGAGUUUGUCAUCCCUCUAGAUAAGUAUGUCAAAGCAGUAUAUCACACCCGUGUUUCCAUCGGCAUGCAUUUUAGAAUGCUAUUUGAAACUGAGGAGUCUAGUGUGUGCAGAUAUAUGGGCACUGUCACAGGGAUAAGUGAUCUAGAUCCUGUCCGAUGGCCAAAUUCAUAUUGGCGCUCUGUGAAGGUUGGCUGGGAUGAGUCAACUUCUGGAGAGAGGCAGCCAAGAGUCUCUCUUUGGGAGAUUGAGCCUUUAACAACGUUUCCAAUGUAUCCAUCUUCCUUUCCACUUAGGCUCAAGCGCCCUUGGCCUUCUGACUUGCCCUCACUACAUGGUGGGAGAGAUGAUCUUAUGUGGCUUCGAGAUGGAGACAGAGCAAUCCAGUCUUUGAAUUUCCAGAGAUUCUGUAAUCAGACGUUUACCGAGUGCUAUUUCAAAAGUUGGAAAUGUGAGUGGCUGAAGGGGAAGAGAACACUGAGGAAGAUUUAGUUAAAUCUCUGCAC